Erythranthe guttata (spotted monkey flower) is the source of this 693-nucleotide messenger RNA. Its product is annotated as thaumatin-like protein 1. Lineage: Eukaryota; Viridiplantae; Streptophyta; Magnoliopsida; Lamiales; Phrymaceae. The record is from RefSeq and is a predicted model, not a curated record.
CAAAUUAUAUGGAAAACUCUUGCAGGAGGAGCUCAUUCAGCUCUUGUCACCGUGAAGAACAACUGCGGGUUCAAUAUCUGGCCAGGAACACUAACCGGGUUUGGUUCACCGGUUCUAACAGGUUUCAGUUUGGCACCGCAAGCCUCCAAAACCGUCAACAUUAUUCCAUCUCCAUGGUCCGGGAAAUUCUGGGCUCGAUACGAGUGCUCGAUUUCCAGCAAUAAAUUUACUUGCCUUAGCGGAGAUUGCGCGUCAGGCCAAACCAAAUGCAACGGGGCGGGUCCAACACCGCCCAUAACUCUGGCCGAAUUCACUAUAGGAGGAGCCAACGGUCAAGAUUUUUUCGAUAUCAGUCUAUUCGAUGGUUUUAACCUACCGGUUUCAAUGACACCCGAUGGAGCAAGUUGCCAAACUGUUACCUGCGCGGCCAAUAUCAACUCCGAUUGUCCUGAUGCAUUAGUUGUCAGAGGCCUCAAUGGAGUUGUGGUUGGUUGUAAAAGUGCUUGCGCUGCUUUUAAUCAGCCAUACUGUUGCACCGGCGAUUUUGGUAGCCUCGACACUUGCAAGCCAACGAACUAUUCAAUGUUAUUCAAGAAACAGUGCCCGCAAGCAUACAGUUAUGCUUUCGAUGAUAGGACGAGCACUUUUACGUGCCCCACGAGAGCGAACUACCUAUUGCCCUUAAGUAAUUAG